AUUUGCUUUUGUAAAAACUAAAAUGAAGUCGUUAGUCAGGUUCAUUGUUUGCUCUGCAAUUGCACUGCUUGUCCUGGAGUCAAGUGUAUUAGCUCAAGUACCGUCAUUUGGUAUUUGUCCCAGAGUUACAGUAGCUGUUGCAGAUGAUUUUGAUGUUGUUCGGUAUAUGGGACGAUGGUACGAACAGGAUAAAUAUCCGUUCAUCAUUCAAUUCGGAGGGAAAUGUGCUACUGCUAUUUAUGCACUGAGGGAUGAUGGAAUUGUUUCUGUAGUGAAUCGACAAAUCGACCGAUUUGACGAAACGGAAAAUAUCGCCAACGGAACUGCCAUACUUGAAUCUCCAGGAAAAUUAAUUGUUAACUUUGCACCAGUUCCAAUUCCAGGUCAACCGUCCAAUUAUUGGAUAUUGGAUACGGACUACGAUUCGUACGCAGUGGUAUUUUCGUGUGUUCAAAUUGUUCCCGGCUUUAUUUACACAACAAAUGCUUGGGUCCUAACACGAGCACGUAAUCCACCCCAAACACUUCUACGAACUGCCUAUGAUGUUUUCGACAGAAACAAUAUUUCUCUGUCGUUUUUACUUCGAACAGAUCAGCUUAACUGUGAUCGUGAUGACGAAUGAGCCAUGGCUGGCGCCUAAAUUAAAUUUGUGAAAAAAUUGAAGAGAAAUACAGUUCAAUGUUUUUAUGUAUCACAAUAAAAU
Messenger RNA from Bradysia coprophila, 703 nucleotides. RefSeq names its product apolipoprotein D-like. Gene Ontology annotation, cellular component: cytoplasm. The record is from RefSeq and is a predicted model, not a curated record. NCBI's taxonomy places the organism in Eukaryota, Metazoa, Arthropoda, Insecta, Diptera, Sciaridae. Gene Ontology annotation, biological process: lipid metabolic process; response to reactive oxygen species. Gene Ontology annotation, molecular function: pigment binding.